AUUUUUCCAUUGCCAUCAUCCGACGGGCCAAUGGUUGCCAGUCGUACUUAUUUUCAACCUGAGGGAAUGGACUUUGCUUACGGAUCGCUGCUGGGCAUGAUGGUGCUGUGCUACGUGCCGCACACGAUCAAGGCAAUCCUGUACAAGGCCAUCACCAAGCGCACUCCGAACAACGCCGACCCUCGCAACGCGCUGAACGUGGCCGACCCGGUGCUCCAGACCGAGAAGGCUGCCAUUCUGCGCCGCGCUCAGUCCUGCCACUACAACCUGCUCGAGAACUUUGCCUUCUUUGCUGCGGGCGUCAUUGCGGCCAAGGUUGCGCACGUGCCGACUGCAACCAUCAACUACUACGUCGCCAUGCACGUCCUCUUCCGUGUGGCGUACGUCCCGCUGUACCUCCUGAUCUCGACCAAUCCCGCCUCUGCGCUCCGCUCCAUCGCCUUCUUUGGCGCUGCGUACGCGAGUGCCAUGCUCAUGAUCAGUGCUGCCUAUGCUUGAAAUGAUAGGGCUGAAAGGGGAAAUUUUGAGGCCCACCGCUCAGACAAAUGAUCAUGAUCAUCAACUUGCAAGUAUUUGAGAUGGUUGUGACAAUUUUCAAUACAUCACCGCAAGAUGGAUAAAAA
Capsaspora owczarzaki ATCC 30864 is the source of this 623-nucleotide messenger RNA. RefSeq lists its product as hypothetical. The coding region runs from base 31 to 498 and encodes 155 amino acids. The record is from RefSeq and is a predicted model, not a curated record. Gene Ontology annotation, cellular component: membrane. The transcript is spliced from 2 exons. Lineage: Eukaryota; Filasterea; Ministeriida; Capsasporidae.